Messenger RNA from Gekko japonicus, 1713 nucleotides. Its product is annotated as extracellular tyrosine-protein kinase PKDCC-like. Gene Ontology annotation, molecular function: non-membrane spanning protein tyrosine kinase activity. Lineage: Eukaryota; Metazoa; Chordata; Lepidosauria; Squamata; Gekkonidae. The coding region runs from base 38 to 1438 and encodes 466 amino acids. The transcript has 7 exons. The record is from RefSeq and is a predicted model, not a curated record.
CCGAGGCUGACUCGUGCGCUCUGGCUUCCCGCUGGCCAUGGCAGCGGCGCUGGCGGUGGCGCUCCCCGCCCUGCUGGCCUUCGCCUUGGUCAGCUCGGGCCCUUGGCGGCUGCCGGGCCCCGAGCCGCCUCCGGGCUUGCUGCGGGAACUGGAGGGGCGGCAGCGGGACCUGGGCCGCUUGGCCGCUGUCAUCCGGGCGCGCGUUUCCCCUGCGUCGUCGUCGUCGCCGCCGCCUCCUCCUGCCUUGGGUUGCGCGGACGUGGAGGGCGCGGCGGGCGUCAGCCUGGUGGGCUCCGGCAUCACCAAAGUGGUCGUGAGAGCCGCGUUGCCGCCCGCCGGCCGGGAGGUCGCCCUGAAGUCCGUGCACGGCGGCGGCCGCGACGUCAACCGCUGCGUGCAGCGCUACGGGCACCCGGCGGGUUGCCACCGGCUGGCCGCUUACAAGCUGCUCAAGGAGGCGACGCUCCUCCAGAGCCUGGAGCAUCCCGGCAUCAUCGAGCUGAGAGGUCAAUGCUAUGAUGGUAGUGCCGAUCCUGAAAUGAAGAUCACCACUAUCCUGGAGCUGGGAACACCCUUGGAGAUGAUUGAACUUCUGCAGACCCCCUGGGAAAAGAGAUUUAAAAUCUGUCUAGAUCUGGUGGAAUUGCUCUACUACUUGGCAAAUUCUCCCCUGGGUUCCAUCACCCUCCUGGAUUUCCAGCCUAGACAGUUUGUGAUCGUGGAUGGGGUCCUGAAGGUGACUGACCUGGAUGACGCAAGCACUGAGGAACUGUCGUGCCAGACAGAUGAGGACUGUGUGUUAGAAUUCCCCACGAAAAACUUUUCUCUCAAAUGUACCAUGCGUGGGAAGUGCGAAGGAAUCAACGAGAGAAGAAAUCUCUUCAAUGCCUACCGGUAUUUUUUCACUUACCUCUUACCACACACGGCGCCCUCUGUUUUACAGCCCAUUCUGAAGGACAUCCUGAAUGCCACAGGUGAUUUACGAUAUGGAGUAAAUGAAACGCUGAGAGCUUUUCAGAAGGUUUUGCAUUUGUACAAGUCUGGACUUUACCUGCAGAAGAAGCCUUCCCAUCUAAAAGAAUAUAUUGCCUUAAAAGGAUUCCAUAGCGGGACUGCAGAGGACUACAAGUGCUGGCCCUCUUAUAGCCACUCGGGGUGUGUGCUCUCGGUUCACAAUGCAGAAGAAGCGGCAGACAUUUGCAGUUCCCAUUCUCAGUGUCAGCAUUUUAUCAUCACUCCACAGAAGACAUGGACAGGGCGUCCGCUCGCUUUGUUUCAAAGCAGCUCGGCUGACUUAAUCCCAGGCGGUAACACGGUGGUUUACAUGAAACGAUCUGCAGUCUCCAGGGGGAAGCCUCUAACAAGAAGCCCGAAUGACUACAGAGAUGUUGGAGAAGAAAUACCCGCCGGGACUAAUUUCGGCCCCCCAGGGAGAUGACACGCUUUACUUCUGCUUAAGAACAUGUUCUCUGUACCAACUUCACUUGUGCCAAAUAGAGUCACUUCCCUGAUCCAAAUCAACAUUCCCCAUGGAAGGCGCAACCCCCUCCAUGAAAAACCUCGCCAAUCUGAUUGUCUUUGCCCAGGCUCAGUGGUACCUGAGAAAUACCUGCUCAGUAGUAGGGAUGUUGACCUCUAGGUGAAGCUUGAGGAUCUACUGGAAUUACAGCUCGUCUCCAGACUACAGAGAUCAGUUCCCCUGGAGAACACGGA